This is a messenger RNA of Rhizophagus irregularis DAOM 181602=DAOM 197198, 279 nucleotides long. The record is from RefSeq and is a predicted model, not a curated record. NCBI's taxonomy places the organism in Eukaryota, Fungi, Glomeromycota, Glomeromycetes, Glomerales, Glomeraceae.
AUGUGCUCUACAAAUAACGCAUUUAUGAAAUUGUUAAUAGACGAACUUAAUAUUUUUAAAGCAAUUAAUUUAUCAUAUUUAAGAAUACUUGAAUUAAACAUUAAACAUCAAAAUUCAUCUGGUAUUCUUGAUAAAAAAUUGAAUGAAAUUCUUGAAAGUAGAAAUUCACAAGCUAGUGCAAAAGUGAAUGAAAUGCUAGUAAGUGAAGAAUUGGAAGAUUGUAUAAUUAAAGAUAUAAAUUAUAAAAGUGCUGACGUUAUAUUCUCCUUAUUAACUUAG